AAUGCCACGACCACGCCAUUGGCUAGGUGGACGCCGACGACCGGACGUACCUUCCGCCAAGAUAUCGGUACCUGGCUUUGUUUGCUGGAGAUAUCUGCGCUCAUCGGAGGAGAGUGUUACAUGCGGUCAAGGGCGCGUGUUGCUCUACAGCAUAUAAUGUUCCCCGGCCUGCUCUCAGCUAGUCCAGAAUCACAGCGCGUUCUCGCUGCCUACCGAUUUAUUGUCCACCUCAACACUUCAUAUUCUACUACCCUUAGGCAUGUCCUUUGAUACCACCGUCGUUAGUAGCGGUCCGCAAGAUACGGUAACCACGCCUAUAUUCGGUCGGACCCUUGCUACGGUUCCGCUGCCCCGCAAGCAUGCCGAGACUUUCAAACCUGAGUUCGAGUUUGGCGAGCACGGCUACAUCGGUGACGCCAUUACCCUCACUCUUGCCGUGGUGACAUACGGGCAGAUUAAUGGGCUCGCAGGCGACUUCUAUGCCACGUACAACCCGAUUUGUAUGGGAAAUACAUUUGAGGACCAAAUCAAACGGUUUCAGGACGCCUAUGCAACUCUGGCGAUGGACAUAAAGCGGCAGCCGGACGAGGCGCAAGCCAUUCUCGCUGUCUUGCAGACCGAAGUCGACGUCGUAAACGAAGCUGUGCGCGUCCACAGGGACCCCUCCAUCGUGCACCACAUCAUUCCGGACGCGACGGCUACAUUUGAGCGAAUUACGUAUACGCGCUGGGGGAACCCGGGCUACCUCGGCAUCUCAGCGAUCAACUUUGACCACUUCGGAGAGGACGCGUGCACGGCGUACAACGCCGGCCAUACUUACGCACUGAGGCUAGCAUCGGCGGGCAAAUUGCUAAAGGCAUAUGCGGCAAACGCCUUUGCGGACCACUUCCUUGAGGACCUGUUCUCCGCCGGGCAUCUUCGUUCCCCACGUCGGAUGCUGCAUACGCGCGGGGGGUGGAAUCCCACUGCAGAUUUUGCCAGGCACGUUUUAUCCAUGCACGACGAGGACUGUGCCAUCGGCCUGGUGAACGCCAAGAACCUGCGGCGCUGCCAGGAUGCCGUGCAGGCGUCGGCAUCUGAGAUCUACACUGCCUCCAGGACACAUGAGGUGCCGAUCCCGCGCGACUUCCUCGCGUGGAACCACGCCCCGACGCUCGAAUCUGCAAGAGGCGAUCAAGACCUUGUGGCGCUGUUUAGGACCCCUAACCUCCGGCGGACCGACGUCGAGAAUCGGGUGCAGACAGCAUACACAGACAACUGGUGGUUCGGGUCGACGUCGAGCGUGCUCAAGGUCAGCUCGUGGUGGAGCUAUCCGAUGUCGCUCGACGGCCCGCGCAAGGUUAUCCCCUGGACCGGCCUCGCCGCAUGUAACACGGGAGCUCUGCAGAACACGAUGGUGUUCUACCAGGAUCCUGCUGGCGGCAUUCGCCUGAGCAAGAAUGUCAACGGGGCCUGGACUGGGGGUACUACUGCACCGGCGCUGGUAGCUGGCCAGUGGACGGCUGGAACGCUCGACAGGUUCGGUAUCAAGACGAAGUGGUUCAGCUCUAUGGCAGCCUCGACAUGGGCGAUUGGCGACACCAGGUACAUCCUCGACGACCCGACGGGAACAAUACGGGAGCUGAAGUACGACAGCAGCAGCCUCGAGGGCUGGCGUCUAGGCGCGACGUUGGAGGGUGCUAGGAUAGGCACCGGCCUGGCCGCCGCCGUGUCUCUGACUGCCGACCGCGCGGCGCUCAGCAAGAUCCACGUCUUCCACCAGACAACAGACGGUGUAAUCCGGGACUGCGUCUGGGACCAGAACGCUGGCACGUGGUCUCGCGAUCCUGCCGUGCAGAUUACGGAUGGCGCCCCAGCAACCCUCAUCUCCGCUGUCUCCUGGCAGAUUCCUGGCGGCGACGCCAUGGGGAUCUUCUACUCUGGGAAUGUUUUGAACCAGGUUUUCCAGAGGACCUCGAUUGAUCGUUGGGGGGCAGCACAGAUGAUUGGGACCCUGCGGCGUCUGGGUACUGCUGUCGCUGCCGUUCAGGUGGACAAUGGCAGGACGUUCCGGGCGUACGGUCAGACUGCAGAUAAUGGCAUUUUUGAGGUCAGCCAAAGUAAUGUUGGACCUGGGUGGAACAACGCUGUCAUUGCGGCUGCGUGAGGGAUUGGAUGAACCGCACAACGAACAUUAGCCAUCAUUACUUCCACUCGCUGUUCCGUAUCCGCUAACGUCCGCCUGCCUCCCAUUUUGAGUAUGCACCAGUUCACUAACUUUACUGUACAUCAUGCUCUUGUAUCCUCUUUUUCUCCACCGUAUAGUAUACUAUUCACUUUGCUUCCCUACGAUUCUCUACUCUCUAGUUUCAAAAUCAUAAAAAGCAUCAAAUCUACUUAUAACGUAUCGUCCACAUUUACACGACGCAGAACAGCCAAAAGAAAAAAGAAAGAAAGAAAAAACCAGAACCAAGCACCCUGGCCGUGUCUACACCCGCAGCACGCCCGCCUGGCGCAACCUCGGGAAGAGCCCCAACACAAAAUCGUCACAGCGAUGCCGACACGCCCCAUGAAGCCCGCUUGCCGGCGGUGCCGCGUACACGCUCACCUGCACGAGCUGCACGCCCCGCGCAUCCACGAGCGCCUGCAGCGCGUCCUCAAGCGCGCGCAUAGACGCGGCGUGCCGCCGGAGCGCCUCGAGCACGGCCGCGGCGGUCUGCGCCUUGUCCUCGAGCGCGCGCGCCGGCGCGAGCUGCAGGUGCAGGAGCUUCAGCGGAGACGCGCGGGCGCGGGCGUGGAGGGUGUGCAGGGACGCGACGAGGGGGGUCCAGGGCGAGGACGUGUCGAGGGCUUCGCCGCCCGCGAGGGAGCGCGCGCGGCGGGUGCGUGACAGCGGGACUUCGAUGGCGAUGGUGAGGGUGCGGAGGAGCGGCAGCUGGGAGAAGUCGAACGCUGGGGAGAGUGGUGUGGUGCCCUGCGACAAUACUAGGAACGGGUCGUACUAGUGGUGAGAACAUCGUAUG
Molecule: messenger RNA, 3002 nt
Organism: Phanerochaete carnosa HHB-10118-sp
Lineage: Eukaryota; Fungi; Basidiomycota; Agaricomycetes; Polyporales; Phanerochaetaceae
Exons: 7
Coding region: 260-2146 (628 amino acids)
Source: RefSeq, a predicted model, not a curated record